ACAGCUCUCCUAGUACACACGGCAGCAUGACGGAACACGGUAGUGAGAAGAUGGCGGAAGAAGAGCGGAAUGCCAGUGCAGAGAAACUCAAGGAGAAAGCGAAUAACUACUUUAAAGAUAAAGACUAUGAGAACGCCAUCAAGUAUUACACGGAGGCACUGGAGCUGAACCCGAGCAAUGCCGUCUACUACAGUAACAGGAGUCUGGCGUACCUGCGCACCGAGUGCUACGGCUAUGCGCUGGGGGACGCCACGAGGGCCCUGGAGCUGGACAAGAGCUACAUCAAGGGCUACUACCGGAGGGCCACCUCCAACAUGGCCCUGGGCAAGUUUAAAGCAGCGCUCAAAGAUUACGAGACGGUGGUUAGAGUUCGUCCUAAUGACAAAGAUGCCAAGAUGAAGUACCAGGAGUGUAAUAAGAUCGUCAAACAGAAGGCGUUUGAGCGGGCCAUCGCCAGCGACGAGCUCAAACGAUCGGUCGUCGACUCCUUAGACAUCGAGAACAUGAUGAUCGAGGAUGACUAUGCUGGACCUAAGCUUGAAGAUGGGAAGGUUACACUGAAGUUCAUGAAAGACUUGAUGGCCUGGUUCAAAGACCAGAAGAAACUGCACAGAAAGUGUGCUUACCAGAUGCUGGUUCAAGUUAAAGAGGUUUUAUCCAAGCUUCCCAGUCUUGUUGAAAUAUCAUUAAAAGAGACAGAAGUAUUAACUAUUUGUGGAGACACACAUGGCCAGUACUAUGAUCUCCUAAAUAUCUUUGAGCUGAACGGUUUACCAUCUGUAACUAAUCCAUACCUGUUUAACGGUGACUUUGUGGACCGCGGCUCUUUCUCUGUAGAAGUCAUUCUCAUGCUGUUUGGCUUCAAGCUGCUGUAUCCUGAACACUUCCACCUGCUUCGAGGGAACCACGAGACGGAUAACAUGAAUCAGAUGUACGGCUUCGAGGGUGAGGUGAAGGCGAAGUACACCGCUCAGAUGUUCCAGCUCUUCAGUGAAGUCUUCCAGUGGCUUCCUCUCGCUCAGUGCAUCAAUAACAAAGUGCUGGUGAUGCAUGGAGGACUGUUUAGUGAGGACGGUGUGAGCUUAGAUGAUAUCAGAAAGAUAGACAGGAACAGACAGCCUCCAGACUCUGGUCCGAUGUGUGACCUCCUGUGGUCAGAUCCUCAGCCGCAGGACGGGCGGUCCGUCAGCAAGCGCGGUGUGAGCUGUCAGUUUGGGCCUGACGUCACCGAGCGCUUCCUGGACCAGAACAAGCUGCAGUACAUCGUGCGCAGUCACGAGGUGAAGGCCGAGGGUUACGAGGUCACCCACUCAGGGAAGUGCAUCACCGUGUUCUCAGCGCCAAACUACUGUGACCAGAUGGGAAAUAAAGGAGCGUACAUUCAUCUCAGGGGAUCAGACCUCAAGCCAGAGUUUCACCAGUUUACUGCUGUGCCUCAUCCAGAUGUCAAGCCCAUGGCAUACGCUAACUCUCUGAUGCAGAUGGGUAUGAUGUAGAGGUCCGGAGCCACUCUCACAUUCUGAUCAUCUCUGUUUCCUCAUGUACACACGCACACUUUACUGUACUCAUACCUGUAGACACAUCGGGGAGAUGGCCAUCCCUUGGCUUAAUCCCCCCUCAUUCAUCUAGAGCUGCACAGUUUGAUUGGAUGUUUAGCUGUGUGAUAAAUGAGCUGAAUUUGACCAAAGACUGGGUGAGUGUAAACGACACAUCCCAAAGUAAGAGUGCUGAUGUAGAAUUAGAGCCUGUGACCAAGUUAUUGUGAGGAGCGGAGGCAAACAAUUCGAUUGAUGCUUUUACCCAAAGGUGUGUCUUUACAUAGGGCCUUUAUUUAGAAAUUUUACCCCACAAAAACACUUCACAGUCCUGUUACGUCUGAAGUACUGUAGGGAGGGAGAACAGCGUGACAUUUCAGUACUGUAGCAGUGAAGGUGUUGUGCACGCCAUCUAUAAAAAAAUUAAAAUAAACAUAAUAAAAGCCACUGGAAGGUCCACCCAGAGCGUCUGUCCUGAGCUCAGACUUCCUGUGAUAAACGUCACACAACAAAUCUUGGUACUGUGUCACUUCAGUAGUUUUUUGGCUCAUCUUUCAGAACAGGGAAGAGUGCAGUCUUGUGAAGCGCAGCAAGUGUUUGGUGUCCUCUGCUCUGUGUAGCUCCCAACACGCUCGACCGGAUGCUCUGGAGAUGCUCUGUAACCCUCGCACCUUCCACUGUCUGUCUAACAGAUCCCCAACCCUUAGUUAUAACACAGCAGAGAACCACCUUCCUCUCUUUAAACGCACAGCAGCCAUGUCCCAUGCCCUUGACUUUUUAGAGAACAUCAUUACACCAAUAUAUAUAAUAUGUAUAUAUAUGUAUGCAUAUAUAUAUAUAUACACACACACACACACACUGUAUAUUGGAAUUUCUGUGUACAUGUUUGGAGAAGAAGAAGAUACUGAAUAAAAGAUGCCAGUCCAAUACUG
This is a messenger RNA of Carassius auratus (goldfish), 2467 nucleotides long. Its product is annotated as serine/threonine-protein phosphatase 5-like. The record is from RefSeq and is a predicted model, not a curated record. The transcript is spliced from 13 exons. Lineage: Eukaryota; Metazoa; Chordata; Actinopteri; Cypriniformes; Cyprinidae. Gene Ontology annotation, molecular function: protein binding; hydrolase activity. The coding region runs from base 27 to 1496 and encodes 489 amino acids.